Molecule: messenger RNA, 1188 nt
Organism: Arabidopsis arenosa
Lineage: Eukaryota; Viridiplantae; Streptophyta; Magnoliopsida; Brassicales; Brassicaceae
Source: the annotation of a GenBank genome assembly
CGUACAAACAUUCCAAGAGAGAGACGGAGAGAGAGAUAACUAGAGAGAGAGAGAGAGGAUGGGUCAUCACUCGUGCUGCAACAAGCAAAAGGUGAAGAGAGGGCUUUGGUCACCCGAAGAAGAUGAAAAGCUCAUCAACUACAUCAAUUCAUAUGGCCAUGGAUGUUUGCAAAGAUGUGGAAAGAGUUGUAGAUUAAGAUGGAUAAAUUAUCUAAGACCUGAUCUUAAACGUGGAAGCUUCUCUCCUCAAGAAGCUGCUCUUAUCAUUGAGCUUCACAGCAUUCUUGGUAACAGAUGGGCUCAAAUUGCUAAACAUCUACCUGGAAGAACAGAUAACGAGGUCAAGAAUUUCUGGAAUUCAAGCAUAAAAAAGAAGCUAAUGUCUCACCAUCAUCACGGCCAUCACCUUCAUCAUCAUCAUCACCAUCUCUCUUCCAUGGCGAGUUUGCUCACCAACCUUCCUUAUCACAAUGGAUUCCACCCUACUACUGUCGACGAUGAAAGUUCAAGAUUCAUGUCCAAUAUCAUCACAAACACUAACCCUAAUUUCAUCACUCCAAACCACCUCUCUCUUCCUUCUCCUCAUGUCAUGACCCCAUUGAUGUUCCCAACCUCUAGAGAAGGAGAUUUCAAGUUUCUAACCACAAACAACACAAACCAAUCUCAUCAUCAAGAUAAUAACCAUUACAACAACCUCGACAUUUUGUCAGCCACACCAACUAUAAACAAUCAUCAUCAACCUUCACUCUCUUCUUGUCCUCAUGAUAAUGAUCCCCAAUGGCCAGCUUUACCAGAUUUUCCAGCGAGUACCAUUUCCGCUUUCCAAGAAACCCUUCAAGAUUAUGAUGAUGCUAAUAAACUCAGCGUGUUUGUGACACCAUUCAACGAAAAUGCCAAAAAGUUAUUAUGUGGAGAAGUUCUCGAAGGCAAAGUACUAUCUUCCUCCUCACCAAUUUCACAAGAUCACGGCCUUCUUCUUCCCACCACGUACAACUUUCAAGUAACUUCUACGAGUGAUCAUCAUCAUCAUAGAGUGGACUCAUACAUCAAUCACAUGAUCAUACCAUCAUCAUCCUCAUCAUCGCCAAUCUCUUGUGGACAGUACGUCAUAACUUAAGCAAACCCUAGUCCUAAACCAUCUACAUGGGAUUCCUUGACAUGGGUACGUAAUAAAUACCUAUAUAGAAU